Messenger RNA from Pomacea canaliculata, 4536 nucleotides. Its product is annotated as homocysteine-responsive endoplasmic reticulum-resident ubiquitin-like domain member 2 protein. Gene Ontology annotation, molecular function: protein binding. Bases 337 to 1563 code for a protein of 408 amino acids. The transcript has 8 exons. Gene Ontology annotation, biological process: endoplasmic reticulum unfolded protein response. NCBI's taxonomy places the organism in Eukaryota, Metazoa, Mollusca, Gastropoda, Architaenioglossa, Ampullariidae. The record is from RefSeq and is a predicted model, not a curated record.
AUGACGUGUUCUAUUUAUUAUGGAGGCUGCUGUGGGCUGGGGUAGUGGAAGAUUGAGAAACAUCAAAAUCGGGGAAGUCUUACCUGGAAAGUGUUUAAUGUUCUCGUAAUUUCUACACUGUGGAUGUACGUUGAGAAAUAUUCUUGUCACAACAACAACGCACCAUCAGAAGAAGUAUUCAGAAAAGUAGUUGUAUAAGAGUUCUUCAGAGAACUAACGUUUAUAACCUUGGUAACUUUUUGCUGGUUCCGCUAUCGUCAAAGUUUUCCUUCAUUUAAGAAAUUCUAGGCAGUCCUUGAAGGUGGAUCCUUUUGUAUUAUCGGUCAGCCAUUUAUUAUGGAUCUGACUGCUGAAGUGCCCGUCACCUUAGUAGUAAAAGCCGCGAACCAGCGAAUUGCAGACCAAACAGUGGAAUGCGUUUUAGGAUGGACUAUCAGAAAACUCAAACAGCAUCUUGAAAAUGUUUAUCCAAGCAAACCGAAACACCAUCAGCAAAAGUUGAUCUACUCUGGCCAGUUACUGGCAGAUCAUCUCACAUUAAAGGAAGUUUUAAGACAGUAUGAUUCUGAAAACUCAAGGCAUACUGUUCACCUUGUGUGUAGUCCAAGUGUGGAUGCUCUCUUACAACCUUCCCCAGCUCAAAGCAGUGUCACAGACUUGAAACAAGAACCUACUGGUUCUGCAGCAGUUUCUGCUUCUUCGUCCUCUUCCUCUAGCAAUUCCGCUUAUGAUAUGGAUGGGUUGCGUUACCGUUCAUUUCAGUCACAGAGUACAUCUAGCCCAGAUUUGCCAAAUGCUGGUGCAAACCCAGCAGUGGCCAUGCCUGGCAUGCUGGGAGUGGAAGGUAUGCCUAUGAUGGGUUUGCCGGGAUUUACAUACACACCAGAGCAGCUGGCCUGGAUGCAGGAGGUGUACUCUCAGUACAUGGCCAAUUACAUGCAGUACUAUGGAUACCAGCCCUAUGUGCCGCCUCAAACACACCCUACUGCAGCCCCUGUCCCAGAGCAGCCAGCUAACCGCAACGAUGUAAACAAUGGACAACCCAAUCAGAACAUGCGCAUGAAUGCACAAGGAGGCCUUGAAGAGGAUGAGGAAGAACUUGAACACAGAGACUGGCUAGACUACCUUUAUGUCUUCUUUCGAUUUUUGGUCCUGCUCAGUAUUGUGUACUUUUAUUCCUCUGCAACACGAUUUGUUGCCGUGUCCCUUGGAUUUCUCUUUAUUUACAUGUUACAAAAUGGUUGGUUGAAUAAUCAACAACAACAGCAGCAAAGGGUCCCUCAGGCACCAGCUGAGCCUCAGCAACAACAGCCCUUGCCUAGAGAAAGACAGCAAAAUGAAGUGCAGACCGAAGAUCCUGUAAGACAAGCUGAUGCUCAGGGUGCUGCUAGACCAGCAGGGGAAGGUUCUACAACAGAGGCUGCUGAGAAUGAGGCAUCUGGGACACCUGCAGAGCAGCAACGGAAUGAAAUCCCAUCAUCAACAGAAGUCCUCUUCCGCAUGUUCACAACAUUCUUUUCUUCUCUUAUACCUGCACGACCACCAGCUGUCAAUGGCAACUAAGUGCUGUACAUCGCCUUGUGUGUUCCGAUGAAAGUUUAACCUUUGUAAAGGAGAGUGAGUAGAAAAUGUCAUACCAUUCAUCAGAUGAAAGUGACCAUCUGGCACACCUUGCAAUUGAUUUCAAUCAAGAAUCUUCAAAAGUCAGAUUACUUUGGGAUUAGAUGUGAAUGGGGUGACAACCAAAUGCUAAUGACAUAAAUUGAUGUGCUUGAUUGAACUUCAAGUGGAGUGAAAUUCCAGAGGAGAAUAUGAUUAUUGGAUGCUAUUAUGAUCCAUUAUCUUGUCAGAAAAUUUUCCAUUUGAGGAAGCAUUUGACAUAUCCUCACUGUGAUCAGUGUGCUCUGCAAAUAAGGAAGUUUGACAGAACUUCUACAUGUAUCUAAGGGCAUCUUUAUUUUUAAAAGGAAAAUGGGAGGUUAGUUUUUGAUAAGUCCUGUGUUGGGUUCAUCUUUAACUGCCAGUGCAGAGUGAGAAAUCUGAAGUACAGAAGAAUGUGGCAAGAGGAGGGAUGUGUGUGUGCGCGCUAUAUGAGAUGGUGCUUCCAAUGCUAAAAACAGCAAUUUUCUUUCCUUUUUUUUUUGAUUGGGUUUGCCUAGUAUUAAAAACUGCAGGUUGCAGAGGUUUCCUUAAUAAAAUAAUGAUAGUAUCAAGUUCUGUGUGAUAUUCAAGACAUGAUGAGGGCCAAAAUAAAAAAAAUAAUUUACUAAUGGUGGAUAUCUCAUUUUGCAAGCACUUUUUUUUCAGUGUUCAAAAAUGUCUUUUGCCACACAUUCUGUUUAUUUUUUUACAUUUCUUGGAUAGAUUUAUUUUAAAUUUUAAGUAGCACAUUGGUAAAGGUGUUUCUAAAAUUGGACCAUAUUUGUCUUGUAUUCUUUGCAAGAUCUAAAUAGCAUAUUAAUAAUAGAUUGUUUUUUUAUAGAAGUGAACAGUGCGCAUGUGUGUGUGCGUAAUAGAGUAAACCAGUUCGAUAACAGUCUUUCAAACCUAAUGCAUUAAAUAUAAUUUUGUUCGUGGCUCAUUCUAGUGAAUUUUCUUUUAAAAAGUUGAAUGCUUUCAAUAUGAGAUGGAAUAGUUGCACCUCAAAAAGAAGGAAAAAACUAAUUGCAUGAGCUAAGCAGCAUGUUAAAUGCAUCUAUUAUUGCUCCUUAUGCCAUACUUCUGCAGUGCUUAGAGACCUCUAAAGCCAUACAAGAGCACAAAUGUUUGUGUUCAUGUUAACGCAAGAUUAUGCACUAAGCCUGUUUAAGAAUCGUGAUAACAAAGGCAGUGCAUGUUUGUAUGAAAUGUUUUUGUACAGUAGUCAUCAUUAAUACUGCAUCAGUAAUUUUAUUAAAUUAGAAAGGUUCCUUCACCAGUAAUUAUUUGCAACCAUUCUUAGCAAAUAGUUUUGCUAUGCAUGUGUGUGCACAAAUUUAGAACAGUUUGUGUUAAUAAUUUUGACUGUUUUGUGCUCUAUUUUGUCAUAUUCUUAAGGACUUCUACUUUUCAACCCUAUAUCCUAUUAAACUUGAAAGGUCCCUAGAAUUUGAAAUCCAAGGAAGGUGUGAUAAACGAUUUUCAAGUAUUGUGUUGUUUUGGAGAACAAUCUUUAAAUCCACAUGUAAUAUUUUAUAACUUUGUUGCUUGCUUACCUGCUUGUAUGUUAUUAACAUAAAUUUCCAAAUGAACUAGAUUUUUAUCUUGCCAAAACAACAGGAAAAUUGAGCAUUAAAGCAGAUUCAGAAAACUAAGCUAACAGCAACCAGAUAAAUGACCUGAAAUAACUCACUUGUUUUCAAUUUGUGCUUCAUUAACGUUGCUCACAGAUAGUGUGAUAGUAUAAAGGAUAGUAUGAUAGGAACUUUUAAACAAAUUAAAAUGUAUUUUCAGUUGAAGCAAAAGUGGGAUUUUUUAUUUGUUCCAUUUCUAUUACGGCAAUCAUCUUGUGUCUAGAGAUAUCCAUUAAACUUCUUGAUGACAGGGAAAGACCUCAGAAAUCUUUAAAUCCAUUUUUUUAAUAAGGGAUCUGAAGAUUUCCAUGUGCACAUAACAGUAGCAGUAUCCAACAUUCUUAUUUUGCUUUCAUUGAGAAUACCUUUUGGAUUAGGAAUAGUCCUGUGCAUGUUUGAGUUUAUAGCAGUUUGCUGGCUUGCUGCAAUUAUAAUAUAUAUAUACUUUAAGCAAUCAUCAACUGCAAGCCAAGUAUCAGCUAUGUAGGUGUUUUUUGUGUGGUUUUUUUAUUUAAUUUAAUUUUUUUUUGUUUGGUACAUUUUGCCCAUUUGAUGCUAGAGAGGAUAAACUACAGAGAUUUUUGUUGUGGGGACAACGGCAAUCAUUGAUGUCUGUAUAUACAAGCAGUGCUCAAAUACCUUAAUUCCUUAUUAUACAGUUUGUUUCUAGCACUCCAAUUGCAAUCAUUACUUGUUGUUUUGUUUUAUUUUUCCUUUGUUUCGUUUACUUCAAUAACAAUCAUUUUUGGCAUAUAAAUUUUGACCUUUGUACAAGUGUAACAAUCAACAUGGUUACUACCUUAAUCCAUAACAAAUAUGCCUAAUGGGGACAGCCAAUAUAGAUACUUGGUCAUAUGGUCAUUGGCAUAUUUUUAUGGAAAAUUAUUUUUCCUUCUGUAAGGACAUCUUUCUACAUAGUUUUUUUUUGUUUUAAAGCUCAUGGAAGUGCAAAUUUGGAUAUAGAUGGCACUUCUGUUAUGAGUGGUCUACCAUUGUGUGCAAAAUAUUCAACAAGGUGAGACAUUUGAAAUGCCAAGAGUGUGGGUGAGUGGCAGGGGAGCUGUGUGUAUGUGUGUCAGUGCGUGUGUGGGGUAGAGAGAGAAAUGGAUGUACAUAAGCAAGUUCAAAGAAGCAGGAUUUCUAAAUUUCACUGUUUCCUGCUUGGGGAUUGUCAUUGCUUACCAUAGAGUAACUAUUUUAGUGUUAUACUGUAGUAUUUCCUUACAACAUGUGACUGUACAGAAUAAAGUUUUUAAAUAGCAUA